This is a messenger RNA of Plasmodium yoelii, 8313 nucleotides long. Its product is annotated as rhoptry protein. Lineage: Eukaryota; Apicomplexa; Aconoidasida; Haemosporida; Plasmodiidae. The record is from RefSeq and is a predicted model, not a curated record. The transcript is spliced from 2 exons. Bases 1 to 8313 code for a protein of 2770 amino acids.
AUGAAAAAAUAUAUUUAUAUUAUUAGUUUGGCUGCAAUUUUUAUUUCCUUCGAUAUAAUUUGUGCAAUCAAAAUUGAGGAAAAUAAAAAUAAAAAUGCCCCAAAGUUAAACAAUUAUAAUCCAUACCAUAAUUUAAAAGAAAGUGAUUUUGAUAAUUCAAAUCUUUCAAAUGAAAAACAAUAUGAUAAUGAAAAUAAUUCCAUUAAUAAUGAAAACAAUUCCAUUAAUAAUGAAAAAUAUAUACAGCCACAUUCAAUAAAUAACAAUUUCCUUCAAAAUAAAAAAGAUAUAAACAAUACAAAACUCACAUUGUAUAAUGAAUAUAAUAAGACAAAUAAUAUUGAUAAUUUUAGAAAUUUUAAUCAUGAACAUGAAAAAACAAAUAACAGAUUAAUUGAAAUUAAUAAUUCCUUUUUACAAAUAACCGCUAUAUCUGAAAUAAAUAAAGACACGUUAGAUACGGUCGAUAUUAUAUAUGGUGUAAAUGAUAAUGAAAGCGUAUUGUUUUUUUAUAAACCUCUAUAUUCUGUUGAAUAUAUUAAAAAAAUGUUAAAUAAGUUAAAUAUAGUUCAAACCAAUGAUCAAGCUAAAAUAAAGAAAAGUUAUGAUAUUGUUCUUAAUGACGUCACACAAACAAACGCGUCAUGUUAUUCUGAAAAAACUGAAUUAAUAAAUAAAUUGAGCAAUAUACACAAUCCUUUUUAUAAUUUUUAUAAUGACCCUUCGAAGGAUGAGUAUAAUUUAUAUAUAUCAUCAAAAACAAAAUUUGUAAAUUGUUUAAAAAAUGGAUUUGAAAAAAUACAAAAUAAACCAAAUGAUAUUAUUUCAGAUGAAGAAAAGAUGUAUAAAGAGAAAUGUAAAAAUAGUAAAAUACUCAAGAAUAAUACUCAGAACAAUUCUGAAUUUUGUAAAAAUGUGAUGCAUCUCAAUUCAUCACGUAAUAAAAAUUGGGACGUUCCCCAAGAUAAAGAAAUAAUUCCAUUUAUAGAUUUUCUAAUAACCGAAUUAAAAAAAAACAAUAAUUUAAAUACUCUUGUAACAAAACUAGAAUUUAUGAAAAAACAAAUCGAGGAUAUUAAAAAUAAACACGAUAAACACAUAAAAAUAUGUAAAAAAGAAGAGGAUAUUGUGAAAAAAUGUACCAACACCAUUAUUGAUAAUAAUAAUUGUGAUAAACAUUUUAAUGAAAUUAAAAAAAUAUCCGAGUCAUAUAGUAUUUUAGAUUAUAAUUAUACAAUUAUAGAAAAUUUAGAAUCAGUAAAUAUUACAUAUAAGGAGUCCUUAGUAUACUUUUUUAAUUCACUAGGGAAAUUAUUAAUAAACAAAGUCGAUCCAGAUGGAACUAUAAUAGAAGAAGAUGAAAUUUAUAAUUUUAAUUUGUCGAAACCACAAACUACAUUCAAAUCAUUAGAAGAUGAAUUUCUUCAAAUAUUUGAAAAAAAAUGGGAUUUUUAUAAAAAUAAACAAAAUCUUGAUAAAUCCAAAGAUAUAAUGAAAAAUACAAUACCAUUAAUUUUACCACUUAUGGAUAAAUUUACAAAUUUAAAUAAGUCUAUGGUACAAUUAAAAAAUAAUGGAAUUUUUAAAAAAUAUACAAUUAGUACUCAAAUCAAAAAUAAAUUAAAUGUAUCAACUUAUCCCGAAAGAGAGGAAGGUUUUUUAUCUUCCAUAGAAUUAGCAAAAAGUUGGGAAAAAGAAAAGCAGGAAAUAAUAAAGAAAUUAACCGAAGGAAUAGAAGAAACUGUUCAAUUGGAAAAAGAAAUUAGAGACUUAUUUAAAAAAUAUUUAGAUGAGGUGGCUGAAAAGAAAUAUGUAGAAGACUUAAAAUUAGAAUUAAAUAACAAAAUAAAAGACAUAACUGAGAAAAUUAAAUUUGUUAAAAAAGCAGUUGACUUAAAGAAAGAAAUUGAAAAAGACAUCGUAUAUAUUGAUGAAUUAGCUAAGCAACCACCAUAUCAAAUUACGGAAUAUAUAGAAAAAAAAAAUACAAUAUAUGAUACAAUAAAAUCAGAUAUCAAACAAAUUUAUGUAGAUGAUAUUGACCAACUUUACAAUGAAAUGUCUUCUGUACUUCAAGAAAAUACCAUUGAUAAUAUAGAAAAUAAAGCAGAACUUGUAACUUUAAAAACGAAAAUAGAUAAUGUAUAUAAUAAAAUCCAAAACAUGAAAAUUGAAGUAGUUGAACCACAUAUAAAGAAUGUAGAAACUAACAAAAAUAAACUAUCAGAAACAAUUUUAGAUAUAAAAAAAUAUAUAUAUGGAGAGAUUGACAAAGAUCUAAAUAAAACGUUAGAUGACUUUAAAAAUAAAGAAAAAGAACUAUCAAAUAAAAUAGAUGACUACACUAAGGAAAAUGACCAAUUAAAUGUAUAUAAAUCUAAAAUGUUAGAAAUCAGAAAACAUUAUAAUGAUCAAAUUAAUGUAGACAAUACAAAGGAAGAAGAGGCAAAACAAAACUAUGGACAAUUCGAAGAACAUAUGAAAACAAUAUCAACUAACGAAGAUGAAAUAUCAAAAGCCAUCAAUGAGAUAAAACGUAUGAAAGACGAAAUCUUAAGUAAAGUAGAUAAAUAUAUUAAUUUUGACAAUACUUAUAAAGAAAAUGUUAAUUUAGAGCACACCCAAUUUACCAAAUUAAUAGAUAAAAUAAAAGCAGAAGUUUCGGAUGAAAAAUUAAGCAAACAUGAAAAAAGUUUUAAUGAUAGUAAAUCUUUAAUUAAUGAAACAAAAAAAUCCAUUGAAGAUGAAUACCAAAACAUUAAUACCCUUAAAAAGGUAGAUGAGUAUAUAAAAGUAUGUAAAAGGACUAAAGAGUCAAUAACAAAUUUUCUUAGUAAACAAACUACAUUGAAAGAGAAAUUAAAUCAAAAUAUUAAUACCAUAAAAGAAACUGAUUCAAUAGAAAAAUCUUAUAAAGACCAGUUUGAAAAUAGGUUGAUCAAUAAAAUUAAUGAGUUAGAUAAAAAAUUUAAAGAUGCCUCUUUAAAUGAUCACGAAUCAAAUAACAAUGGAUUAAUGGAAUAUUUCAAUAAUUUAAAGGCAAAUUUAGGAAAAAAUCAAGAAAAAACGUUAUAUCACGAAUUCGAUGAAAAAGAAAAAGCCGUUAAUAAUAUUAUACAAACAAUCGCAGACAUAAAUAAAAAUAUUUCAAAUAUCGAAAUAGAAAUUUAUACGUCCAUUUAUAAUAUUAGUGAAGAAAUAGAAGAUGAGAUCGGAAAAAAUAUAAAAUUACUAAAUACUCAAGUAAUUAAUAAGGUAAAUGAAAACGUAACCAAUUUGAAUGGAAUAAAGGAAAAAUUAAAACGUUAUAAUUUUCUCGAUUUUGGGAAAGAAGGAAAUAUAAAAUAUGCUGAUAAAAUUAAAAAAAUUAAUGAUGACAUUAAUAAUGUAAACCAACAAAUCGAUCGACAUAUAAAUGAAUUAGAGGAAAUAAAAAAAAAAUCAGAAAGCCAUAUUGACGAAAUAAAAGGACAAACAGAUAAAUUAGAAAAAUUAACAGAUAAAAACACAUUUAACGAGGAUCCCAAGGAAAUUGAAAAAAAAAUAGAAAAAAUUGUGACAAAAAUAGACAAAAAAAAACAUAUAUAUAAGGAAAUGAAUAAAUUAUUAAAUGACAUAUCAGAAAUAGAAAAAGAUAAAACUUCGUUAGAAAAAUUAAAAUAUAUAAAUUUGUCAUAUGGAAAAAGUUUAGGUAAUAUGUUUUUGGAACAAAUUGAUGAAGAAAAGGAAAAGGCUAAACAUACGAUAAAAGCAAUGGAAGAAUAUAUGGAAGACCUUGAUAAUAUAAAAAAAAAAUCAGAAGAAAUAGAAAAGGACAUGAAGAUAAAAAUGGACAUAAAUAAGGAAAUGGAAGUGCUUAAAAUAUCACAUGAUGACGACAAAAAUUAUCACACUAUUAGUAAGAAUCAUGAAAAAAUUAUUUCUGAUAUUCGUGAUAAAUCUUCAAAAAUAAUAGAAGAUUUUUCUGAGGAAUCAGAUAUAAAUGAUAUUAAAAAGGAGUUACAGGAAAAUGUUUUAGAAUCCAAAAAUAAUAAUACUGAUAUUAAUCAAUAUUUAAGCAAAGUUGAGAACAUAUAUAAUAUCUUAAAAUUAAAUAAAAUUAAAAAGAUUAUUGAUAAAGUAAAAGAAUAUACUGAUGAAAUCGAAAAGAAUAAUAAUAACAUAAAUACUGAAUUAAGUAAUUCAGAAAAAAUAAUUACAAAAAUAAAAGAAAAUUCAAGUUUAACAGAAUGUCAAUCAAAAAUAAAAUCAACUAUAGAUGAUAAUUAUGUUAGUAAAUGUAUAAAGAAUAUUACAGAUUUAAAAACUUAUAUUUUAAACGAAGAAAAUAACAUCAACACUUAUUUUAAAAAUGCCGAAAAGUAUAAUGAAAAUGUAUUAUUAAACUUUAAUAAUAUAGAAAUGGGUGAUACUAAAUCACAAUAUAUAUUAAACAUUAAAAAAAAUAAAGGCACUAAUAGCAAUGAUUAUAAUAUCAACGAAUUGAAAGAACAUAAGAAGAAGUCUAAUGGUUAUAAAGAAGAGGCUGAUAAAAAUACAAAAGCAACCAAACAAAAUAAGGAAUCAUUUGAAAAAUAUAAACAAGAUGUAACUGUACUUUUAAAUAAAUAUUAUGCAGUAGAAUUAAAAAAUAAAUUUGAUAAAGCAAAAAAUGAUUCAGAACAAAUCAUAAAAGAAAUAAAAGAGGCACACACCAAUUGUAUAUCCCAAUCAGGCAAAUCUGAACAAAAAAUGAAUGAAAUAAAAAACGAAAAAAUUCAUAUUGAAGAUGAAGUCGCUAACAAUGAUAAAUCUAAUAAAGCAAUAACAGGUAUUAAAAUAUCCGUAGAGCCAUUCGAUACAAAAUUCUUAAAAAUAAAUGGUAUAAAAAAAAAAUCAGAUGAAUGUUUAAAAGAAACCGAAAAUAUGGAGAAAGAAAUAUCAACCUUAUCUAUAGAUACUCAAGAAACAAGACUAAAAGAAAACGGGGACAUAUUAAAUACCCUUGAGAAACUUUUAGAAUCUCUCAAAAAACAAAAAAAAAAUAUUGAAGACCAAAAAAAAGAAUUAGAUGGAGUUAAUUCCAAAAUUGAAAAUAUAGAAAGCAAUGUAAACCAGCAUAAAAAAGAUUACGAGAUUGGAAUUGUAGAAAAAAUAAAUGAAAUCGCCAAAGCAAAUAAAGACCAAAUUGAAUCAACAAAAGAAUUAAUAAUACCAACAAUAGAAAAGUUAAUAUCUCCUUUUAACACUAGUGAUUUAGAAGGUAUUGACACUAAUGCAAACCUGGGAACAUAUAAUACAGAAAUGGGUGUCAUAUAUAAUGAGUUUAUGAAAUCAUACAAUCGAAUAGCAGAUUAUUUAAAAACGGUUUCAAAAGAAUCCAUAACAUAUAAUCAAAUUAAAAGUAUACGAAUCACCGCACAAAGUGAACUCUUAAAAAAUAUAGAAAGCGAAAAGAAAUCUAAGUCCUACUUAAAUGAUGUAAAAAUAAAAGAAUUUGAUAGAAUAGUCACACAUUUUAAAAAAAAAUUAGAUAAUGUGAAUGCUAAAUUUACAAACGAACAUUCAAAAGUUAAAGAAGGGUUUGAUAAUAUUUCAAACUCUAUUAAUACUGUUAAAAAUUCAACUGAUGAAAAUUUAUUAUUAAAUAUACUAAACCAAACAAAACAGAUAUAUGCAAAUAUUGUCAGUAAAAAAUAUUAUAGUUAUAAAUAUGAGGCAGAAAACAUAUUUAUAAAUAUUCCGAAAUUAGCAAAUACUUUAAAUAUUCAAAUAAAAAACAGCUCAGGAAUAGAUUUAUUUAAAGACAUUAAAAUAGCUAUAUUAUCUUACUUGGACUCCCAAACAGAAGAUACUCUAACCUUUAUUCCAUCUCCACAAAAAACAUCAGAAACAUAUACAAAAAUAAGCGAUUCUUACAAUACUCUUCUUGAUAUAUUAAAAAGAAGUCAAGAAUUGCAGAAAAAAGAACAACAAGCAUUAAAUCUUAUAUUCGAAAACCGACUUUUACAUGACAAAGUCCAAGCAACCAACGAAUUAAAAGACACAUUAAGUGAUUUAAAAAAUAAAAAAGAACAAAUAUUAAAUAAAGUUAAACUACUAUUACAUAAAUCUAAUGAAUUAAACAAAUUAUCAUGCAACUCUCAAAAUUAUGAUACCAUUUUAGAAUCGUCAAAGUAUGAUAAAAUCAAAGAUAAAAGCAAUAAUUAUAAACAAGAAAAAGAACAACUAGGAAUAAAUUUUAAUGUAAAAGCUAUGGAAGAACAAUUUAAUAAUGAUAUUAAAGUUAUAGAAGAAUUAGAAAAUAAUUACAAACAUUCAGAGAAAAAUAAUUACAAUUUUUCAGAGGAAAAUAAUAAUAUUUUACAAUCUAAAAAAAAACUAAAAGAACUAACUAACAAAUUUAAUACUGAAAUAAAAAAAAAUGAGGAUAAAAUAAUAGAAAAAAAUGGUUUAAUUAAUAAAUUAAUAGAAAUUAGAAAGGACUGCAUGCUUUUUACACAUACAACAUUAGUCGAGACUCUUAAAAUCAAAAUAACUGAUUACUCGGGAUUCAUAACGUCUGCAACUAAAUUUUCAAAAGAAUUUUUAAAAUACAUUGGUGAUACUUCCAAUUCUUUAAAUGAUGACAUCUCCACAUUGCAACUAAAAUAUGAUUUACAUCAAAUAAACAAAUAUGUAACAAGUAAACUUUCAGAUGCAACUAAUGAUAAUAAUGAUUUAAUAGAAAAGGGAAAGGAAGCAACUCAGAUAAUCAACAAUUUGACCAAACUAUUUACAAUAGAUUCAAAUAAUAUCGAUGCCGAUACAUUACAUAAUAAUAAACUAAAAAUGGUUUAUUUCGAUUCUGAACUUCAUAAAUCAAUCGAAUCCAUAAAACAACUUUAUAAAAAAAUACAUGUCUUUAAAUUGUUAAAUAUAGAUCACAUCAAUAAAAAAUAUUUUGAUAUAUCCAAAGAAUUUGAUAAUAUUUUACAGCUGCAGGAAAAUGAAUUAACAGCAAAUUUAAAUGAUUUAAAGAAAAUUGGUCAAAAGAUUUCUGAUAAAAAAAAGCAAUUCCUUAAUGCACUAAGUGAAACUCCAAUUCCCAACUUCAAUACACUUAAAGAGAUAUAUCAUGAUAUUAUUAAGUAUAAAAGACAGAUAGAUGAAAUAGAAAAUAUUACUAACGAAGAAAACGAAAAUAUAAUCUUAUAUAUAGAAACAAUUAUCAAAUUAAAGGAAAAAGUCCAAAGCAUUUUAAAUUUUGUUACAACAUAUGAAAAUGAUAAUAAUAUAAUCAAACAACAUAUUCAAGAUACUAAUGAAAGUGAUGUAUCAAAAAUUAAAGAAUCUUUAGAAACCACAAUUCAAUCAUUUCAGGAAAUUCUAAAUAAAAUAAAUGGAAUCAAAGCUCAAUUUUAUGAUAAUAACAAUAUAAAUAAUGUUAUAUCUACCAUAUCACAAGAUGUAAUUGAUGUUAAAAAACAUAUUUCUAAAGAUUUAACUAUAGAAAACGAACUUAUCGAAAUACAAAAGAGUUUAGAAGAUAUUAAAAAAUCUACUUAUGAGAUCAGAAGCGAACAAAUAACCAAAUAUGUCAAUACUAUACAUGAUUAUGUUGAGCAACAAACUAAAAAAAUUCAAAAUAAUCCAAAUAAAGACGAAAUAGACGAUCUAAUACAAAAAAUCGUCAAUUAUAACAAAGAAUCAGAAACAAAAUUACCCACCAUUACAGGUAAUAAAAAUAAUGUUACAUCAAUAAUCUCUCGUAUUAACAAAGUGAUUAAUUUAAUCAAAUUAGAAUAUAAUAACAAUGAUAAUGUAUCAUAUAAUGUUGCCAAAAAACUUGAAGAAGAUGCAAAUAGCAUAAUUCUUGAUUUAGACAAGAGUCAAAACAUGCUUAAAGAUUUAAUACAGCAAAAUUUAAAAAUUAUAGACGAUUUAAAAAAUAAAAAACAGGAGAUAGAAAAUAGUAAUAAUUUACAUACUAUUAAUAGGGAACAAGAAAUAACGCAAACAGAACAUGUUAACAAUACAUAUCACCAUGAUAUUAAUGACAUUAAUGAUAUUAAUGAAACAAACGAUAUAAAUCAAAAUCACCAAUACUCAAGCUCAGAUAAAAAAGAGUAUUCCAAAACAAGAAAUACAGGAGAUUCGAUUAGAUAUGCCGGAGCAAUUGCAUUUGCCUUAGUAGGAUGUUAUAUAAUUAUAAGAAUAAAAGAAAAAAGGGAUAAAGAUGAAAUGGAAUUCGAUAAAUCUAAAGGUUUUUAUGAUGACGGUGAAAGUACGCUUUUUGAAAGAGAAGAUGAAGUUAUAGAAAUAGAUAUGAACGAGGAUUUAUCAUUUAAUUAA